AUGCAAGAGCGGACUGGAAAGCAACUCAUCUUGAGUGAUUCCGCAGACAACUGGAUUCUCCCGAACAAGACUAUAUUUGACGAUCACACCCAGGGAAGUGACUUCCAGGACCAACAACUCUCUGCUCUCGAGCCAAGUACGAGAGUGGCUCCUCUCAAGUCCAAAAAAAGCGGCGCUUCUACAAUACCGUUAUAG
Molecule: messenger RNA, 195 nt
Organism: Bipolaris zeicola 26-R-13
Lineage: Eukaryota; Fungi; Ascomycota; Dothideomycetes; Pleosporales; Pleosporaceae
Exons: 2
Coding region: 1-195 (64 amino acids)
Source: RefSeq, a predicted model, not a curated record